Molecule: messenger RNA, 1075 nt
Organism: Neltuma alba
Lineage: Eukaryota; Viridiplantae; Streptophyta; Magnoliopsida; Fabales; Fabaceae
Product: pectin acetylesterase 5-like
Exons: 7
Coding region: 189-1013 (274 amino acids)
Molecular function (GO): hydrolase activity
Source: RefSeq, a predicted model, not a curated record
GAGAAAUGGGCUUCUUUUAUCGUUGAGUUUUCCUUCUUGCAAGUGAAUUCACUGGGGAAAAGUCAACGACGUCCUCUGGUUUUGAAGCCAACCAAGCGGCGGCCCGGCCGCUUGCCUGUUGGUUCCACGCUCGUUCCUCUUUUUCCCCCUCCUUCGCUGAGCGCGAAUCGUGGUUCUUGGCUUCUUUCAUGGCUAAUCCUCAUCUUCGCGCUCUACUACGGUGGCGCAAGUGGGCCAAGAAGGACUGGGCAAUAGCCGCUGUUGGCUUCACUCUCACUGUCGUCUUUGCACUUUCUCUCAUCUCAGAUUCCCGGCGAAGGGUGAAUGGUUCCGUAACCAACCCCUCGUUCGGUCUAAGCCAAAAUGAUGAUCUCGUCGAUCUGACCCUUCUUCGAAAUGCUAAAGAUAGAGGCGCUUUUUGCUUGGAUGGGAGCUUGCCGGGAUACCAUUUCCAAAAGGGGUUUGGAUCCGGCUCUAACAAUUGGCUACUUCACAUUGAGGGAGGAGGUUGGUGUAAUACGAUGUCUUCGUGUUCUCAGCGAAAAAUGACUGCUUUGGGAUCCUCAAAAUAUAUGGAUAGACAAAUUCGUUUCUCGGGAAUCUUAAGCUCUGACCCUGCGCAGAAUCCUGAUUUCUUUAGCUGGAACAAGGUUAAGAUACGUUAUUGUGAUGGUGCGUCCCUCGCUGGUCAUCCAGAAAACGAGAUUAAGAAAGGAAAUAAAUUAUUCUUCAGAGGUCAGCUCAUAUGGGAAGCACUUAUCGAUGAACUCUUGUCAAUUGGCCUGUCUGAAGCCAAAGAGGCUCUGCUUUCAGGAUGCUCUGCUGGAGGAUUGGCAACUCUAAUACAUUGUGAUGCCUUUCGAGGACUUCUUCCAAAGGAAGCAACUGUAAAGUGUCUUGCUGAUGCGAGCUUCUUCCUUGAUGAGAAGGAUAUUCUUGGCAAUAACACCAUGAGAUCCUUCUAUCAUGAUGUUUUCCAGCUUCAGGUAAUGCAUACCUUGUCUAUUAAAUGAAAAGGCAUAGACACUUAGAUGGAUGUUGCGGGCUUGCCAUGGAACUAAGUAAAAAAAUCUGG